AUUAGACUCACUGAUCAACUUUCUCCACAGGCGUAUAUGAUAAAAAGGCUACUUUGUUUGGUCUUUUGGCUAUGUAUCUCUUUGGCUCUUUUCUCAAACUCUCCUUUUCCCUUUUCCCUUUUCCCUGAUUUCGGUUUCUUCCCAGAAAAUAAUUUCUUCUAGUUACCUUUUCAAAUCCUUUUGAUCUCUCUUCCCAUCUUUCCCUUCAAAUCUUCUUUUAAGACGAGGAAAUUUGGUAGAAAAAAAUGGCAUUGGAGGCAGUUGUUUACUCAUAUUAUAAUCCCUGCAAGGAUUUCUACUCAUUAUUGACUGAAGGAGGCGGCUAUGAUCAGUAUCUUUUUCAAGAAGAAGAUAAACCCCUUCUUGGUCUCCAUGAAAACAGUAGCUUCCGAGAUGGGAAGGAAUCCUGGGAUCAUUCUCUGUACUCUUCCCCUGAAGUCUGUACUGCUACUGUCGAUCAGUCUGUUCAUGGAGUUUCAGGUGGGUUUUCUUUAAUGGAGCCGAGAGUACGGCCGGAAACUGCGGCGGCGGGAGGUCGCCGGAAAAGAAGAAGAACAAAGAGCACGAAGAACAAAGAAGAAAUCGAGAACCAGAGGAUGACUCACAUCGCCGUCGAGAGAAACCGCCGGAAACAGAUGAACGAGUUCCUCGCAGUUCUCCGGUCUUUGAUGCCACCUUCUUAUGUUCAAAGGGGUGACCAAGCAUCAAUAAUUGGUGGCGCCAUUAACUUUGUGAAGGAAUUAGAACAGCUUUUACAAUCCAUGGAAGCCCAUAAGAGAACCAGUAACGGCGUCUCUCCAGCAGUACCUUUUGCAGAUUUCUUCACUUUCCCUCAGUUCUCGACCUGCACCGCCGCCACGGAGUGCAGCGCCGCCGUCAACUCGCCGUGCGUCUCGGCCAAAAACGCGGCGGAGAUCGAAGUGAGCAUGAUAGAGAGCCAUGCCAACGUAAAGAUCCUGUCCAAGAAACGACCCAGACAGCUCUUGACAAUUGUGGCAGAGUUUCAAAGACUCAAACUCAGUAUUCUUCAUCUCAAUGUCACAACUACUUUCGACGAAAUGGUCCUUUAUUCAAUUAGCAUCAAGGUUGAGGAAGGAUGCCAGUUCAACACAGCAGAUGACAUCGCAGCUGGUGUCAAUAACAUGCUAUGUAGAAUUCAAGAGGAAGCGGCACUUGAAUUAUCUGGACGAUUAAUUACAAUUAGUUAAACCAUGU
Molecule: messenger RNA, 1215 nt
Organism: Carica papaya (papaya)
Lineage: Eukaryota; Viridiplantae; Streptophyta; Magnoliopsida; Brassicales; Caricaceae
Product: transcription factor bHLH94-like
Biological process (GO): regulation of transcription by RNA polymerase II
Molecular function (GO): DNA-binding transcription factor activity, RNA polymerase II-specific; protein dimerization activity; RNA polymerase II cis-regulatory region sequence-specific DNA binding
Source: RefSeq, a predicted model, not a curated record